Messenger RNA from Myotis myotis, 585 nucleotides. Its product is annotated as RNA polymerase II subunit A C-terminal domain phosphatase SSU72-like. The record is from RefSeq and is a predicted model, not a curated record. The transcript has a single exon. Gene Ontology annotation, biological process: termination of RNA polymerase II transcription. Gene Ontology annotation, cellular component: mRNA cleavage and polyadenylation specificity factor complex; nucleus. Gene Ontology annotation, molecular function: RNA polymerase II CTD heptapeptide repeat phosphatase activity. The coding region runs from base 1 to 585 and encodes 194 amino acids. Lineage: Eukaryota; Metazoa; Chordata; Mammalia; Chiroptera; Vespertilionidae.
AUGGCAUCGGUGCAGCCUCGGGUGGCGGUGGUCUGUUCCAGCAACCAGAACCGCAGCAUGGAGGCCCACUACCUCCUCAGCCAAAAGGGGUUCGCGGUCCGGUCCUUCGGAACGGGGUCCCACGUGAAGCUCCCGGGACCGGCGCCGGACAAGCCCAACGUGUACGAUUACAGCACCACCUACGACGCCAUCUACCGGGACCUCCGCCGGAAAGACCCGGAGCUGUACGCCCGGAACGGGGUGCUGCGCAUGCUGCAGAGGAACAGCGCCGUCAAGCUGCGGCCCGAGCAGUUCGCCAGCUGCCAGGAGCCCUUCGACCUGAUCCUCACCUGCGAGGAGCGGGUGUACGACCAGGUGGUGCGGGAGCUGACCGCGCGGGAGCAGGAGACCCUGCAGCUGGUGCACGUGGUAAACGUGGACAUCCAGGACAACUACCGCGAGGCCCACCUGGGCGCCGUCCUCCUCUGCGAGCUGUGCCAGUGCGUCCGCCUCCUGGACAACGUGGACAGCGACCUCGCCGAGCUGCUCCUGGAGUUCGAGGAGCACAGCGGCCAGCCCUUCCUGCACACCGUCUGCUUCUACUGA